Molecule: messenger RNA, 1131 nt
Organism: Tilletiaria anomala UBC 951
Lineage: Eukaryota; Fungi; Basidiomycota; Exobasidiomycetes; Georgefischeriales; Tilletiariaceae
Product: kinase-like protein
Exons: 3
Coding region: 1-1131 (376 amino acids)
Biological process (GO): protein phosphorylation
Molecular function (GO): protein kinase activity; ATP binding
Source: RefSeq, a predicted model, not a curated record
AUGACGAAUCCCAGCACAGCGUCUUUAUCGCGCCUUUUGAAGGCGCAGCUGCUUCAGCUGUGCGAGGAACGCGGACUGCAUGUAGAUGCGGACCUCAAGAAAGCUGACUUAGUGCAAACGCUGAUCAGCUCGCCGCCAACGCCGGCGUUGACGCCGACCAAUGCGCAAGCCCAGCCUGCCGAGGCGGUCGACGAAUUGAAUGGCCUGGACCUCGAAUCACUCAAUUUGGUCGACAAGGAGAUCGCGGCGAGCAAAUUAGAGAAGUUGGAGAAGAUCGGAUCAGGCGGAUUCAAAGAUGUCUAUGUUGGCAAGUAUAAGGUCUCCAAAGCGCGCAGCAUGAAAGUCGCUAUCGCGGACCUCCGCGACCAGCUUACGGAGAUGGACAUCAAGGAACUUUCGCUGCUAAGAGACCUCAAGCACGAGAACAUUGUUCGCUUCAUCGGUGUCAGCAUUCCAGAUGACCCCAGGAACGUGCCUUGCAUGAUUGUCAGCGAGUUGUGCUCAAACGGAGACCUGUUCGAUUACAUUCGGAAUGUCCCGGCUCCAAGUGACAGUGAGAUCUACCGCAUUCUACUCGAGAUUGCGCGGGGUCUCGAGUAUCUGCACCUUCGCAAACCCGCCAUCAUUCACCGAGAUGUCAAGUCCACAAACGUGUUGAUCACGCGCGACCGCACCGCUAAGAUCAACGACUUUGGACUUGCGCGAGUCAAGAACACGACGCGUUCGAUGGUUCGCUCGCUGGUAGGCACGGUGAAUUGGCAAGCGGUUGAGCUCUGGGUUCCCAAGCCUCAUUACAACGAGAAGGUCGAUGUGUGGAGCGCAGCCAUGACGUUUUGGGAGGUGCUGCAGUGGCAUCAGCCGGAGAAGCGAUAUCCUUUCCAAGGCAUGAACGAGCACCAGAUCUACCAGGAUGUCGGCCAGAAGCGGCAGAGGUGCGUCGCCAUACUCCUUUGGCCCAUGAGCAUACAACUUACAUAUCUGCGCGCAUGUGCAGACCGUAUACUGGCAGCACGCGCCGUCAGUUUGGAGGGGAGAUCGUCCAUUUGCUCGAUCGCAUGUGGGAUCAGAAUCCCAAGGAGCGGCCAUCGAUGGGCGAAGUUUGCGCCGCUCUUGAGGAGCUCAUCGAGUUGA